AUGGCUCCUGGGCUUCUUUGCACCCUCCUUGCACUUGUGCUAUGGGACGCUCACUAUGAGUUUGCUUCUGCUGCACCUGUCGUGUCGGGUUCGGCCUACGGUUUUGCCACAGGGACGACAGGAGGUGGCGAUGCGAAACCCGUCUACCCGAAAACCACCAAGGAAUUGGAAACUUACCUUGGCGACGCCGAGCCGCGGGUUAUCGUGCUCAACAAGGAAUUCACGUUCUUAAAAAUCGAGGGGUCGACUACGGAGCAAGGCUGUCGUCCGCCGAGUAAAGACCAGUGCCUCGCCAAGAAGAACGGUUUUGAAGCGCAAGAUUUUAUUCGUGUUAACGUCGUCUCACCCUCGAAGGAGAAAGGUGGUUGCGGUGCCGACGAGACUCCGACUCAGGUGAACUACGACAAAGCAGCCAUGACGCUGAUGGAGAUAGCGAGUGACAAGACACUGGUCGGCGAGGGUCUGAAAGGAGUGUUGAAUGGCAAAGGUAUCCACAUCGUCGGUAGCAAUGUGAUUGUGCAGAACAUCCACAUCACAAACUUGAACCCUCAUCUAGUGUGGGGUGGGGAUGCCAUCACCAUCCGGGCUAAGAGCGGCGACGCGCCAAAGGGUGUCUGGAUCGACCAUGUCAAAGUAUCCAAUGUCGGACGACAAAUGUUAGUCAUCAAUUUUUCUGGCGCGACGGGUCUCACAAUCAGCAAUUCAGACUUUGACGGCCGCACGAAGUUCUCAGCUUCUUGUGAUGGUCACCACUACUGGGGUUUCUUGCUACUAGGCAAAAGGACUGAGUUGAGCCUGCUUGGGAACUACAUCAAUCACAAUUCAGGUCGGUCGCCUAAGGUUGGAGGCCACGAUGGCGAAACGACUGUUCUUCACGCCGCCAACAACUUCUUCAACUCGAACUCUGGCCACGCGUUUGACGUGGUAAACGGAGGAUACGUUCUGGCUGAAGGCAACUACUUUUCUAAGGUCAAGAUACCAGCUCAAGAAGCGUCUAAACACCUGUUUGUGCCGACUGCAGCUAACGACUGCAAGUCAGUCAUCGGUCGUGCCUGCUCAAUGAACGUUCUCAAGGAUUCCGGACCUCUAAAGGGAUGUUCAGGAGGUGAGGUAAGCUCUCAGUUUGCUAGUCUUAAGAAGUACAUCACUAGUUACGAGGCAGGCCCUGCUACUUCGUUCAAGGAGGCUAGCGGGAACUUUGGUGUCGGUGAACUGGGAGACGCAGUUGCUCAAGCGGGUGCCCUGAAAAAGAGUGGUGUCGCCGUAUCUAGCUCAGAUGCGUCUGCGGGUGGAGAAGAUGUGGAAAACAGCGUGACGCAAGACGACAUCUUCACAGGCUCUUCGUCAUCCGACAAGUCUGCAUCGCAUAAUCCUUCGGCAGGUGGUCCCAGCACACCCGGUUCGGAUGCAUCGAAGUCUAUGGACACUACCGAGGCGCUAGUCUCCGAGGACAAGGCUGGUUCUCAAUCGGGUUCGAAAGCCACUGAGUUUUCUCCAGGAAUUGUGGCACCGGAUCAUCAAUCUCCAGCGGACGCCAAGAAGCCUGUCAAUGGACAGGACGAGCACCACGGCAAUUCUCAGUCGAAGGAUGAAUCGCACGAAGACAAAUCCAAGUCGAAGAACACUGAAAAAGGUGAAGCCGAUCUCCCUAGCUCAGACGCGUCUGCGGGUGGAGAAGAUAUGGAGAACAGCGUGACGCAAGACGACGUCUUGACAAGCUCUUCGUCAUCCGGCAAGUCUACGUCACAUAACCCUUCGGCAGGUGAUCCCAGCACACCCAAUUCGGAUGCAUCGAAGUCUGUGGACAGUAACGAGGCGCCAGUCUCCGAGGAAAAGACAAGUGAACAGGCGGACAAAAAUGCCGACGACGGCUCCGAGGAAAGCGGCAAGGAGAACAGCGAUGGCUCCAGCCAUCUGCGCAAAAACGAAGGUGAUGCUGGUGCUUGGCAGCCGUACAAGGAAGCCGAUGACGAUCCAAAGAAGAGUGGCGAGGAAGGUGGUGGCGGCUCUAUCAACAUGCAAGAAAGCGGAGGUAAUUCUAACGGUUGCAGACGUACACAAAUGGCAAUUCCUACUGGCAGGGAAGCGUCAAGGAAGGGGGGUUAUUCUGCUCGGCAGGCCAACUCCGUCGCCGAUUCGUAUUGGAAGGCGUUUGGCAACGACGGCGGCGCUACUUCUAGCACCUAG
This is a messenger RNA of Hyaloperonospora brassicae, 2187 nucleotides long. The record is from the annotation of a GenBank genome assembly. NCBI's taxonomy places the organism in Eukaryota, Oomycota, Peronosporomycetes, Peronosporales, Peronosporaceae.